AUGGAAAACUUAAUCGGUCAAGGUAUAAACGCUGGAGAUGUGAAAAAACUACAAGAUGCUGGGAUACAUACCUGCAAUGAUCUGAUGAUGCAUACCAAGAAGAGCCUCCCUGGAAUCACUGGUUUAACAAAGGCCAAAGUUGGCAAAAUCUGGGAGGCAGCUGAGAACAUAAUGGCUCUAAACGAGGCUCCCAAUGAAGAAGCUCAUGAGCAAGCUGUCAACGUUGAAGAAGCAGAACAUUGGCAACAACUCAUUGCUGGUGAUCCUCUGUUCGAAGCAACGGAAAAUUUGGUCUCUCAUGGUCAAAUCGAACGUGCACAAGUCGCAAACCUUCUAGCAUUAGGUAUAAAUACCUACAAGGAGCUGAAGAAUCAAUUACGUGAAAAUCAUGAUGGAGUCCACGGUUUAGCAAACGUUAACAUAAUUGUUGAUGAGGCAGAGAAAAUUGUGGCUCUAAGGAGAGCUGAAUCUAAUCUCCAAAAAACAAUUAAUAACAUUGGGAAAGGAGCACAGAGAUACAACUACAACCGUAAACGAAAGCGUUACGAGGUAUUGACUACCUCUAUUAAACUCAAUGCUCGAACCCCCACUCAAAUAGAUCAUUGGAGGAGAGAGCGAGAUGCUUGCGACAGGAAAUUGAAGAAUAUGCGCAACAACAACUAA
Messenger RNA from Eutrema salsugineum, 663 nucleotides. RefSeq lists its product as uncharacterized. Bases 1 to 663 code for a protein of 220 amino acids. Gene Ontology annotation, biological process: mitotic recombination; DNA recombinase assembly; reciprocal meiotic recombination. Gene Ontology annotation, cellular component: condensed nuclear chromosome. Gene Ontology annotation, molecular function: single-stranded DNA binding; DNA strand exchange activity; double-stranded DNA binding. Lineage: Eukaryota; Viridiplantae; Streptophyta; Magnoliopsida; Brassicales; Brassicaceae. The transcript is spliced from 7 exons. The record is from RefSeq and is a predicted model, not a curated record.